Molecule: messenger RNA, 667 nt
Organism: Camelina sativa (false flax)
Lineage: Eukaryota; Viridiplantae; Streptophyta; Magnoliopsida; Brassicales; Brassicaceae
Product: protein RADIALIS-like 6
Molecular function (GO): DNA-binding transcription factor activity
Source: RefSeq, a predicted model, not a curated record
CACAUGCUCUUAUAAGGAACCCUUCCUUGCUAUUCAUUUUACAUCAACUCUCAUCACUCACUCUCUCUUUUAUCUAUUUUUUCCUUUCCAUCUCAAGUUGUAAAAAAAAAUGGCGUCAAACUCUAAAAGUUCAAUCUCUUCAUCAUGGACGUUUGAUCAAAACAAGAUGUUCGAGAGGGCCUUGGCAAUUUACGACAAGGACACACCCGACCGGUGGCACAAUGUUGCAAAAGCUAUCGAAGGGAAAUCUGUAGAGGAAGUGAAGCGUCACUAUGACAUUCUCGUUGAGGAUCUCAUCAACAUCGAGACUGGUCGUGUCCCUUUGCCCAAAUACAAGAACAAGACCUUCAACUCUAAAUCCAGAGGCACCAACGACUUAAACUCGAGGAUGAUGAAGAAUUUGAAGAUCUAAGUUUAUCACACCAGCGUGAAGGUCGAAGUUUAUGCAUCAACUUGUGAAGAAGACCUUGUAAAGAUUCAGAUGGAUAUGUGAUUCUUUUGUCUUCUGAUUAGUUAGUUAUGUUUGUAUUGAUCAUUCUCUUUCGUAUUUCUCUCUCUCUCUCUCUCUCUCUCUAAUUUUUCUGCUCAGAACAGAUCAUAGUAUUGUCUUAAUUUGUUUUCUAUUUUAAUUUGUGUUCUAUUUUAAUUGAAGAAAUUAUUGUCUUAA